Messenger RNA from Aspergillus oryzae RIB40, 1761 nucleotides. Its product is annotated as tRNA lysidine(34) synthetase. The record is from RefSeq and is a predicted model, not a curated record. Gene Ontology annotation, biological process: tRNA processing. Bases 1 to 1761 code for a protein of 586 amino acids. Gene Ontology annotation, molecular function: ligase activity, forming carbon-nitrogen bonds; ATP binding. NCBI's taxonomy places the organism in Eukaryota, Fungi, Ascomycota, Eurotiomycetes, Eurotiales, Aspergillaceae. The transcript has a single exon.
AUGGCCUUAGCAUAUCUCAGUAAACAAUGGGAAAAGAGUCGGCCGAAUGAUAUAUCCGUCACGGCAUUCGUCGUCGACCACAAAGCGAGAGAAGAGAGUACUCGCGAAGCUAAUACGGUUUCACAAUGGCUCCAAGACAUCGGUAUCUAUGCUUCUCCAUACACUCUAGCAUUCAAUACUAAACAAAUGCUAACCAGAAAAUUAGGAGUCAAGUCCGAGAUCCUGGAACUGACCUGGCCUGAAAGCACCAAGUCACCAUCUAAAGUGACCGCAUUCGAGACGCACGCCCGCAGACUCCGUUUCCAAGCACUGGGCAAAGCAUGUCGAGACCGCCAGAUCGAAGCCCUCUUAAUGGGCCACCACCAAGACGAUACCGUCGAGACGACCCUCUGGCGACUUUGUACCGGAGCCAAAGGCGCCGGUCUAGCAGGUAUCCCCGAGGUGACACGCAUCCCCGAAUGCCACGGUAUCUACGGUGUCUCUGAGAGUGGAUCCUCAUACACGAUCCCAUCCAGACCUCAACGUAGUUCAGCCCAGGCGAGAAACGACACCACCGUCUCAACAGGCGGAAUCUUAAUCUGUCGCCCUCUCCUCCCCUUCCCCAAAUCCAGCCUUCUAGCAACCUGUCAUGAAAACAACAUCCCCUACGUCUCUGACCCUACAAACUUCGACCCAACCCUAACUCCCCGCAACGCAAUCCGUAGUCUCCUGGCUGAGGAUAAACUCCCAAAGGCCCUCCAAGGCCCUUCUAUCCUCUCUCUGAUUAAGUCAAGUCAAUCUCUCCUCCGGAACUCAACCUCCCUCUCAAACACCCUCCUCACCUUCUGCAAAAUCAACCAUCUAAAUCUCCCCGCGGGAACAAUCACCCUCACAUUCCCCUCAAACCCAAUAAACCCAACCUCCUUCCUCAACACCGUCCCCAACAAAGCCGAAACCAAAGGCAAAGAAACCCAAAGAACUCACCAAAUCAAAUGUCUCACCCUCCGCCGAAUAACCGACCUCCUAGCCCCAUUCCCCGAGAACCACUUCCCACUCCGCAGUUACGAGUCCUUCACAGACCUUGUAUUUCCACCACAGGACCAACCAGUCCCCCAAAAGAGGAAACCGUUCACGUUAGGCGGGGUGAUGUUCCAACCGGUGAAUACGAAGGGAGACCAAGACACAACAAGUACUGAAGCAGAUCAAAGUGUCCAGAGUGGUAAUACCUGGCUCUUAUCCCGUCAACCGUUCAUGCGGAAUCGGUUACCGAGUCUUCGGGUUGAGGUUCCUGUUUCGGGGCUUUCGGUGGGUUAUACGUCCUGGAUGCUUUGGGAUAAUCGGUUUUGGGUGCGAUUUGGGUUCACACCCGGACAAGGGUCUUGUGGAGCUGGGGUUGAGGUGGCUGAGGAUACUUCUAAAGGGGAGGUGAUGUCCCUGCUUGUUCGGCCGUUGCAGCCGUCGGAUUUACAGGUGAUUCGACGGGUUGUUGAUGAGCGGGGAGGGCGUUCGGAGAAGAAGAAAAAGAAGAUGGAUCCUGCUUUGGCUGGGUUAUUGGAUCGGCUUGGGCAGGAAGCGCCGGGUCUGACUCGGUUUACGCUUCCCAUGGUGGUAAUUGAGAAGGGUUUUUGUGGACUUGAGUAUGACUUGCCGGUGGGGUUGCCAACGCUGGAUUUGUGGUUUCCUGGGAUGUGGGAGUCUUUGCAGAUGUCUGGGAGAUUACGGUGGGAGUGGAUGUAUAAGAUGAUUGACAACGAGCCGGUGGAAUUGAUGGGCUGGCUGUAA